This is a messenger RNA of Athene cunicularia (burrowing owl), 4861 nucleotides long. It is a transcript of the gene TMCO4, whose product is annotated as transmembrane and coiled-coil domains 4. Lineage: Eukaryota; Metazoa; Chordata; Aves; Strigiformes; Strigidae. Bases 102 to 1964 code for a protein of 620 amino acids. The transcript is spliced from 17 exons. The record is from RefSeq and is a predicted model, not a curated record.
CUGAAUGGAGCUCAGUCUCUUUGCGUCUUGAAAAGGACUUCUCCUUUUGCCAUGUGAAGUAGUCGGCUCAUUUUGUGCAAAACUUUUGAGAACUGGUAAAAAUGGCUGCAGAAGAGAAAUGGAAAGGCUGUGCUUCGAAACAGGAUAAUGUGGCUGAACAGGCAGGUGGAAUGGAACCGUGUGUGCUUCUGGGCCAGCGGCUGGGUGAACCGGGAAGAUUUGCUUAUGCGGCACUUUGUGGGAUAUCCCUGGCGUGGCUGUUCCCUGAAAAAGAGCAAAGCUCCUUCAGGACAGAAUUCAUUGAGGCCUUUGUGAAAUGGCUGGACCUGCCCGAUGAUGUCUUGCCUGCCAUGACAGCAUUUGCUAGUGGCUUAGGAGGUGAGGGCACAGAAACUUUUGCCCAGAUUUUGCUGAAGGAUCCUGUUUUGAAAGAAAAUCCAGUUGUCAUUACCCAAGACCUUCUAUCCUUCUCUCUUAGAGAUGGGUACUAUGAUGCUCGAGCGAGAGUGUUGAUCUGCCACAUCACCUGGCUGCUGAGAAUCCCCUUGGAGGAGCUUGAAGUCCUGGAGGAAUCUCUGCUUGAGAGCCUGAAGGAACAAAAAGAGGAAGAGUCAGAAACUGCAGAAGUAUCAAGAAAAAAGAAGGAAAGAAGAAAAAAGCUGAAGAGGUACCUGCUGAUCGGUUUGGCAACCGUUGGGGGCGGAACAGUGAUCGGCUUGACAGGGGGUCUUGCUGCCCCUCUGGUUGCUGCGGGAGCUGCUACUAUCAUCGGAAGUGCUGGAGCAGCUGCUUUAGGCUCGACUGCUGGAAUUGCUGUCAUGGCAUCCCUUUUCGGAGCUGCUGGCGCUGGCCUUACUGGAUACAAGAUGAAGAAGCGUGUGGGAGCCAUAGAAGAGUUUGAAUUCCUCCCACUCACUGAAGGAAAGCAGCUUCAUAUCACCAUAGCAAUUACUGGAUGGCUGUGCGCUGGCAAAUAUGGGAGCUUCACAGCACCAUGGAGCAGCUUGUUGCAAUCGAGUGAGCAGUAUUGUCUGGCCUGGGAAUCCAAGUACUUGAUGGAGCUUGGCAACGCCUUAGACUCCCUGCUGAACGGUUUUGUGAACAUGAUGGCUCAAGAAGCCCUAAAAUUCACUGUAUUGUCAGGUAUUGUGACGGCCUUGACUUGGCCAACUUCACUCUUGACUGUUGCCAGUGUCAUUGACAACCCUUGGGGAGUGUGUCUGCACCGGUCUGCUGAAGUAGGCAAACACCUAGCACAUAUCCUGCUCAGUCGACAGCAGGGCAAGCGACCUGUCACACUAAUUGGCUUCAGCCUGGGUGCAAGAGUCAUUUACUUCUGCCUGCAGGAAAUGGCUCAAGAAAAAGACUCUCAAGGGAUCAUUGAAGAUGUGGUCUUACUGGGAGCUCCAGUGGAAGGAGAAGCCAAGUACUGGAAAGCUAUCACAAAAGUGGUGUCGGGCAGGAUCAUAAACGGUUAUUGCAGGGGGGACUGGCUGCUGGGCUUUGUAUACAGAACCUCUUCUGUCCAGAUCAACGUUGCAGGCCUCCAGCCCGUCGACUUGGAUGACAGAAGGAUGGUAAACAUGGACCUGUCAUCUGUAGUAAACGGCCACUUGGACUACAUGAAGCAAAUGGAGACGAUCCUAAAAGCUGUGGGCAUUAAAACCAAGGAAUGUCGGCUGGAAGAGAGGGGCACCAGCAGUCUUUUCUCCCCUCCAGCCAAGAAAUCACAGCGGGCAGCAGGCAGUGAGACUCAGGAGGAGGAAAGCACCGUGCGAGAGGAGGCUGCGGCUGAGGCUCUCUGCAGACCUGACCUGCAGAUUAUUUCUCACAAAGUCAAGGUGGUGGCUGUUUCUGGGGGCGGCAGUGUGACCCGGCAGCGCAGUGCAGCAUUGGGUACGGGGCCAGGCUUUUCCUUUCCCCAGUUCCUACCGCCGGGGGGGCUCGGCCCUGCUCAGCUCUGAGCGGAUCGGUGCCUCUCCACAGAGCCACGGGAGAGGUUUUUGGGACAGGCCACGGGCUCCUGCAGCGAUGGGAUGCUUUCCCUGCUCAGCAUCGAUGCCGUUGGUUGCAGUAACGGGCUACGAUUUCUCCACCAUGUCAGAGGAUUAGUCCACAAGCAAACAACCACCUGAUUCCAAAGAACUGGCUCUACGAGAGUAACAUAUUAUUGCUUUUGAACAUUUGGCUUGAAGAAGCUGUCUCUGUCCGUCUCCUGAAGCCUGUGUCUGCUGAUUUGGUCACCUAAUGCAGCGUUUGGACUUCACCGUGUGUUUAUCUACUCCUUUUUAACUGGAGUUGUAGUCAAAGCAUGUUUUUUAUAUAAAGCCAUUUGUGGGAAGAUGUACAUUAUUUAUCUUCAUGCCUGAUACCCAACCCAAGCUGUCUGUCCACAGUUACAUGGCCAAAAUAUAUUGAACGAUGUUGGAACGUGCGCUCUGUCCCCGGUUUGUCACGGUCCUUUAUCACCAGGCCAGCCGUGGGCUGCAAGGGGAUUUGUAGCAAUGAAAUGUCAGGAAACCGAGACAGAUACAUUCCAAAUCGGGUGAGGAAAUUAAAGUCCAAGAAGACGUGAUGUUCUGUGGACUGAAGCAACCCCAAACCUCUCAUCCAUGAGUCACGGGAUGUGGUUUCCACCGGUCCUUUUGGUGUACUCGGUGAGAGAGAGGUGAGAUGCUGAGCUGUGCGAGGGGAAGCUGAAAACCAAGCCUUGGUUUAAGUUUAGGGAGACGUAGGCUGGCGGAAGGGCCUGGAGCCCAAAGUUCAGACUAACCAAAGAUGAAAAGGCCAUGAGAAGCAGCUCUUGGAGAAGGGGGAGGGACUGGUGACAGUGAGCAAAGGAGGGAUGGAGAGAGAGAGAAACAAGGCAGAUUAAUUCAGCAGUAAAAUGUGGCUUUAUGCUGUUUAAACCUACCCGCAGAAGUGCUCGAUGGUGACGUCUUCUCCGAGGAGGUGCCAUUGUGUUUGAAGAUGGUAUCAAGCAGCAAUACGCAGCCAGAGAGACGUCUUGUGGCAAAUCAGCUCCUUGUGGGGGGACUCUGCAAUUUCUGCUAAGGAGCACACGGCUAAGCUGCACAAACACAGACUUGGUUUGCUUGGUUUUCUGAAAGGAGCAUCACUCAUUCCUCAAAUGCCAGCAGCUCCUUGCUGAGGAAUCCUGCUCCCAAAGGCAAGUCCGAGAUCAGAGCUGGGAUGUGACCCAAACAGCAAUCACAGCCCCGGGGGGAACAGCCGAAAUUCCUCUGGAGUCAAUACACAAGUUCACUUCCACAUGCCCGAUUAGAGAGCAAUUUCCUUCUUUCCAAAGAAAAGGUGGUGGCUGUUUUUUUUCCAGCUUUCUAUGCACCUCUACUCGGCAGCAGAGAGGCACACAUUUCUGUCUGCGCUGACAGCUCUGCUUCCCUGGAACCUUUUCUUUUCCUGGAGGGAGGUGUUGGAUACAGAGGUGUUUCUGCAGCGCUGGUCAGAGCAGCCCCAGUGCCAGAUGACGGAUCAUCUCCCAGCAUCUGUCUCGCUGCGAUACCGAGAGGAAGAUGAGUGAGGUAGUGCUCUGCUAAAGCACAGGACCUGGCCUGGAUUCAGGAAAGCACUUAAACAUAUGCUUAAACCCUCUCCUUUCCUGAGCAAGGACGUCUUUAUAAGCAGGGCCCUAGCAGCACGGCCGCUGCUCCGGUUUGCAGAGGGGCCGUAGGCGAGCCGGGGAACCAGGUGCCUCUGUGGAGUCGGAGCAAUUGCAGCUUCACCCCAUUUUUCAGGGCACUCAGGUGCUGGGCACUGCUAUCCCCCACUGACUUCAAGUCCUGAACAGGCCACAUCCACACGGUUGUUUUCCUUCUCCCAAGAAUGCCCUGGAACCCGCAGGGCCACAUUUCUAGUAAGUAACGAGGUUUAUGCCAGUGCCUAGGAAAACAUCUGAUGCAGCUGAGUUUGGGAGGGAGCUGGGGCUGGAAACAGCCUCCUCGCAACCACGGCAUGUUCACUGGCAUAGUUCAAACCAGUCAUGCGAACAGGGCUGCCACUAAAACCAUUCAUCUGACAGCAGCCACAGGGUCGGAGACAAAAGCACCGUGUUCCUUCUCCCCCCGGCUGGGAAGGGAAGGGAAAAAGGAAGACAAGGCACCCGAGCAGGUUUGCAAACUCCCGAUUAAAUAAAGGCAUUGAGCACAUUCCUCCGUGACAAGCUAAAUUACACGUUGCAGCCCCUAAAGGAACAAGUGUGUGCUCCCCGGCGCUGACCCCGGCCCUGGCCUGCAUUUCCCCGCACACAGGGGCUUCUUUCUCUUCUCCGCACCAGGGCACAUUUUUUUUCCUGCUAGUCAAAGCUUUUCAAGCAGAAAGUUCAGCUCAGUUCCGGCAGACCCAUCAGCCCGUGAGGGUCUCCCCCCUCUCCCUCUGCAGGGAACCGUAUGGCAGCUUCCUCCGCCAUCCCUUCAGCACGCAUUUCAGAAAUCAAAUGACUCAGCCUUUGAGCCUGGCACAUCCCGGACUCCGGAGACAAACAACUUCUCAGCACACGCACAGCUGCAGCCUUGUGGUGAGCAGCCCCAGAGCCCUUUUCCAGCCUGUCCCCAUGCCCAAGGAGCUGAGGGGCAAAAUGUCCAAGGCUGAUGGGUCUCAGCUGUACCAGCUCAGCAUCCCUGCGAGGCCUGGAGAGCCUGGCAGGAGUCCGGCCCGUGGCUGAGCCAUCGGUUUUGAGAGCUGGUGGUAGCACGCUCCGAUGUUUUGUGUCACCUAGAAGAGCUCCUUCCUCCCAUCCCGGCAGUGCCGGGGACUCUCAGGAGUCCCGCAAGCAGGACGGUCCCCGCCAACGCCUGGAAGCAGCUGGGAAAAUCUACAUCGUUAUAUCGGCUGGAGGACAAUC